AUGAAUGGAGACGACGCCUUUGCAAGGAGACCUAGGGUUGAUGCUCAAAUACCAGAGAAGAUACAAAAGCAUCCCUGGAGACAAGUCUGUGACCGUGCACUACAUUUGGUGACUCUCAGUCCAUUCUGGAAGGUGGGAAGAGAGCCAGCCAGCAGCAUUAAAGCCCUACUGUGUGGCAGGGGAGAAGCUAGGGAAGGUCCCCCGUGUUCUGCCUUCAAUGAUGCUGACAAAUACUUCUCUAAGGAAGAGUGGGAAAAGAUGAAAGCCUCGGAGAAAAUCAUCUAUGUGUAUAUGAAGAGAAAGUAUGAGGCCAUGACUAAACUAGGUUUCAAGGCCACCCUCUCACCUUUCAUGCGUAAUAAACGGGCCACAGACUUCCAGGGGAGUGAUUUUGAUAAUGACUGUAACUGCGGGAAUCAGGUUGAACGUCCUCAGAUGACUUUCGGCAGGCUCCAGAGAAUCUUGCCAAAGAUCAUGCCCAAGAAGUCAGCAGAGGAAGGAAAUGAUUCGAAGGGAGUGCCAGAAGCAUCUGGCCCACAGAACGAUGGGAAACAGCUGUGCCCCCCAGGAAAUCCAAGUACCUCUGAGAAGAUUAACAAGACAUCUGGACCCAAAAGGGGGAAACAUGCCUGGACCCACAGACUGCGUGAGAGAAAGCAGCUGGUGAUUUAUGAAGAGAUCAGCGACUCUGAGGAAGAUGACGAGGAACUCCCCUCAGGGAUAUGACACACGCCCAUGAUGAGAAGCAGAACAUGGUGACCUUUCACGAACAUGGGCAUGGAUGCAGACCCCUCGUCAUCAGG
Pongo pygmaeus (Bornean orangutan) is the source of this 803-nucleotide messenger RNA. RefSeq names its product protein SSX7-like. The coding region runs from base 1 to 726 and encodes 241 amino acids. Gene Ontology annotation, biological process: regulation of DNA-templated transcription. Gene Ontology annotation, cellular component: nucleus. The transcript has 8 exons. The record is from RefSeq and is a predicted model, not a curated record. NCBI's taxonomy places the organism in Eukaryota, Metazoa, Chordata, Mammalia, Primates, Hominidae.